AUGGACGAUAAACGCGCCCUCGAAGCCCACUAUGCCCGUGCCGACGCCGCGCACGCUGCCGGCCCAUCUGAGCCGCCACCCGCAUACUCUCUCGAGCGCUCCCCUUCACGCUCAUCUUCAGACUCAUCUCGCUCGUCGGCCGUCUAUGAACCACAAACACCCCUUCCGCCGCCGCCGGUCUCACAAGCGCCGCCGCCAGCAACUUGCAGACUCUACCUCUCCACCCAGCGCGACGCAAUCUCGGGCACCUACGUCCUAGACCCCUACGCCCCAGAGAUCGCCUCGCUCGAUCGCCUCCGCGAUAAGCCACGCCUCCCUCGCGAGGCAAAGCGCGCGCUCAGAAGGAACGCAAAGCCGAGCGUAGCGCUCGCGUCCAGGCGCGGACACAUCAACGUCCGAUUGCUUGUGCAGAACCCCGCGCCGUUCACGGGUGGCGCCGUGCACCCACAACCCGCGCUCAUAUGCGCAGAUGCAAGACGAGGGAACAUCUACCUCGACAUCGCCGAGAAGACCCCCAACCGCCCUAUAACGGUAUACACCUCCUCCCGUCGGGGUUCCACGACCGUCCUUCUACCCUUCAACUUCAACGGCACAAUUGAGCUCCACACGCGCCAUGGCCAGACCGACAUGCUCCCUGGGCUCGCCCAAAACGCGCGCGUCAUCCGCGCACGUUCGAGGGAACUGCACCUUGCCGUUGGCGACGCCACGGGUCAGGACUUCGUACGCCUCGACUCGCGCCAUGGUCCCAUCCGCAUCGGCGCGAGCGGCAUAGACGACGGAAGAAUCAUGCCAGCACUUGCGCAUAACAACGCGGCAGGCCCCAGCAGUGCACCUCUCCGACCGACUGGUGGUCCAGGGAUGCCAGGCGGUAUGCAGAUGGGUAUCGGCGCGAAACAGUUCCGGUUCUAG
This is a messenger RNA of Peniophora sp. CBMAI 1063, 909 nucleotides long. NCBI's taxonomy places the organism in Eukaryota, Fungi, Basidiomycota, Agaricomycetes, Russulales, Peniophoraceae. The record is from the annotation of a GenBank genome assembly.